Messenger RNA from Corticium candelabrum, 1398 nucleotides. Its product is annotated as hsp90 co-chaperone Cdc37-like. Gene Ontology annotation, biological process: protein folding; protein stabilization. Gene Ontology annotation, cellular component: cytoplasm. NCBI's taxonomy places the organism in Eukaryota, Metazoa, Porifera, Homoscleromorpha, Homosclerophorida, Plakinidae. Gene Ontology annotation, molecular function: protein kinase binding; heat shock protein binding; protein-folding chaperone binding. The transcript has 2 exons. The record is from RefSeq and is a predicted model, not a curated record. Bases 48 to 1160 code for a protein of 370 amino acids.
GUCUGUACGUACCCGGAUUACGAACAGGAAUCUUCUGGAACCCCGACAUGGUUGAUUACAGUAAAUGGUCGCACAUAGAAGUGAGCGACGAUGAAGAUGACACUCACCCGAAUAUCGACACGCCGAGUCUGUUUCGCUGGCGUCAUCGGGCGCGGGUUGAACGGAUGGAAGAGCAGAAAAAGGAUAAAGAGAAGCUCGAAAAAGAAACUCAUGAACACAAAAAGCGCCUCGAACAGCUACAGAAGCUUAUGCAAGAGACAGAAACCGUUGAAAAGACUGACGAGGAGGCAGUCCAGAAACGAUUGAGCGAGCUGAAGGUCGAAAUGAAGGAUUUGCAACAGCAAGAACAACACUUUCAAGAGAAAGAGCAGGAGUUGCUCAAGAAAGAGCGCCUGACUCCAUGGAACGUCGACACACUGAGUCACGAUGGAUUCACAAAAACGAUCAUUAACGAAGUGAAAUCUAAAGACAAAAAGGGAUCACAAGGAGACGACGAGUCCUUUUCUACCGAUUUCAUGAACGAACACGAGGAUGACAUCAAGAAAUACGGCAUGUUGAAGGAUUACGAUUCCAGCUCCAAGUUUCUACGGAAACGACCUCAUCUUGUGUGCGAAGCAACGGCCAACUACCUCACCAUUUGGUGUAUCACACUCGAGUGCCAAGAAAAGCAUGAUCUCAUGAAACACGUUGCACGUCAGACAAUCCUCAUGCAGUACGUUCUCGAGUUGGGCAAACAACUAAAUCGCGAUCCUCGAGCUUGCUUUGCUGAGUUCUUUCAGCGUAUCAAGCACGCCGACAAGCAGUACCUCGAUGCAAUGGAGGAUGAGCAUCAGCAGUUUAUGAGUCGAGUUAGAGAGCGUGCCAAGAUUCGUAUGGAAAGGAUCAUGAAAGAGAUUGAAGAAGAAGAGCGUCAGAAGCGUCUCGGUCCCGGCGGAUUGGAUCCCGUCGAAGUAUUCGAGUCGCUACCGGAAAAACUCCAGCAAUGUUUUGAGAAGAAAGACAUUCCGAUGUUACAGAAAGCGUUGGCCGAGAUGCCAAAGGAAGAGGCUGAGGUAUACAUGAAGAAAUGCAUUGAUUCGGGGAUGUGGAUUCCGGAUGCAAAGUCGAAGGGAAUUGAUACGACCGAGUCGGAGGAGAAUCCGUACGAGACACUCGAUUGACUGGAUUGUUUACGUUUUGUUUGUGACUCAUAGUUACUCGCUGUUGUAGCUAGUGAUAUACUUUUCGUGUUAUUGUGUUGGAAGCAUUGAUGCUGGAUAUUGAAAGCGACCCUGAUAUGAAGUUACUCGAUAUGUUCGUGUGUUGUGUAUACGUUUGAUAUUUGUGAGUUUAUUAGUUGUCUGUUGUAUUACGUAUUUGAGUGUGAAUACUAAGAAACGAGAGUUUACACACAGUGAA